AAAAUGGUGAAGAUGGAGGGUGAGCUCAAUAACUUGAUUGUGUUGUGGGUUUUAACAACACUUUCGUUAUGGUAUUGUUACCGAAUUUCAGCAAAGAUCUCAAAGGGAUUCACAAGGCUUUUCUCCAUCUUCCCUGUCCUCAUUCUAUUAUUGAUUCUGCCCUUUAAUCUGCACACUUUCCAUCUGGGAACGUCUCAUGUGGUUAUCCUUUCAUGGCUGGCCAAUUUCAGGCUUCUUUUAUUUGCCUUCGAUCAAGGUCCACUUUCACCACUCCCUCCAAAGCUUUAUCUUUUCAUCCUCGCGGCUUGUUCUCCGUACAAGAUCAAACGAAACUUGGUCAAGAUCAAAAAGGGCGAAACCCUGUUUCAGUUGCCCAGUUUGAUCCUAGAGGCUGCAAAUAAAGCUGCAUUGCUGGUUUUUCUGUUUUAUUCUUACAACUUUAAGCAAUAUUUUCAUAACCAUGUUUUGUUGAUCCUUUACUUCUUCCAUACUUAUCUUAAUAUUCAGUUGUUGUUAGCUGUGGCUGCAAUCCCAGCCCAGCUCCUGCUCCCUGGUGUGGAACUCGAGCCACAGUUCAAAACACCAGUUCGAGCCACUUCACUGCAAGACUUUUGGGGGCAUAGAUGGAACCGUAGGGUCUCAGAUACACUACGUUCGACCAUAUACGACCCUGUAAAAACCAUUUCUACACGUAUAAUCGGACGUAGGUGGGCUUCAUAUCCUGCUGUUAUGGCAACAUUCGUCAUUUCGGGUUUGAUGCAUGAACUGAUAUAUUACCAUAUAAUCCGCGAAUACCCUACGUGGGAGGUCACUUGGUUCUUCGUUUUACAAGGACUAUUCGUUGAUUUAGAGAUCUUUCUGAAGAAAAAAUUGGUGGCCAACGGCAAGUUCAAGCUCCAUCAGGCCAUUUCAGGACCCUUGACGUUGGCAAAUAUAGCUCUCACGGCUGGCUGCUUAUCGUAUACUCAACUCUUGAGAAAUGGUGCUGAUGAGAAGAUUAUCAACGAAUUCAAUGUCACUGUUGAGAUUUUUAAGGGAUCUGCAUAAGUUAUAUGAUUUCUUCAUACAUGUGUGAUUGUUUUUCGAUAAAGAAUGUACAACUAACUUUUUUUAUAUUAUCGGAUGAACCUCUAAAUAAAUAUUUCCAUCUGGAAGCCAA
Messenger RNA from Hibiscus syriacus, 1159 nucleotides. RefSeq names its product probable long-chain-alcohol O-fatty-acyltransferase 5. NCBI's taxonomy places the organism in Eukaryota, Viridiplantae, Streptophyta, Magnoliopsida, Malvales, Malvaceae. The transcript has a single exon. The record is from RefSeq and is a predicted model, not a curated record. Bases 4 to 1047 code for a protein of 347 amino acids. Gene Ontology annotation, biological process: lipid metabolic process.